UUUUUGGCUCAAGCCAUUUUGGCUCUGCCAAUUUGGGCUUGAGUGGCCGCGCUGUAUUGUACUUCCUUUUCACUUUCUCGCACAUUUUGUGCACCGAUGAAGGCCGAUUCUUCUCAACCUGCUGUCAAGCGUCUGCACACCGACGAAUUGCAGAGGAUGGCGGAGGCGGAGCAGGAGGCCUUGAAUGCACUCCCUCCAGGGACCAAGCAGAUCUUGGACCUCUAUUCGAACAGGGUCACGAUGUCCAUGGAUACCUUGCUCGGGAAGAUGGGAGAUAAGUUCGAACCUCGAUUCAAGCAGAUCGAGACGGGCGCAGAGGAACUGGAGAAGCGAGUGGCAAAGCUGGAGAAGCAGGUCUUGGAUGGCGCCUCCAGUGCGGGAGACAACUCCGCCUCCUCCGGAGGCGAUUGGAAACCAUCCAAUAUCAUUGUCAAGCUUUGCGAUUUUCAGGAGAAGGGCGACCACAAGAUUGGCAUGGCUCAGCUCCGCACGUGGUACGCCACUGUACGGGGGCAUUUGGGUGCGUCGGCCCAGGAGCUGGGCGAGCUCAAAGUGAAAACCACGGAAAACAUCUACAAGUUCGAGCUCCCAGUCCAGCCCGGCAGCGUGGAGACCAUGAAGAACCACCUCCAGGAAAUCACCAUUACCCACAAUCUCUUCUUGACCUCGGCGAAGGGCCAGGGCGCCGAGGUGUGGCCCACCUUUCGGGCGAAGCAGCACCCCGUUCGAAUGAUGAGGUGCAGAGCGUUCGGCGCGUUGACUGAGACGAUCAGGGAACAGGCGACGGCCACCGGGUACCUUGUCACCGAAGACUGGAAACGAUCGCUCUCGGUAUCGGUCAAGAAAGCGGACGGCGACCCGUACCGCAUUGCCGGCAUCGACUCGUCGGCUCAGGUGUUCUGGGACGACUCGAGGCUCGCGGAGAUCGGGUGGAACAAGGACCAGUUGAUCCUCAGCAUGCGCAAGUAGAGGUGCCAGCUGGAACCUAGAAUUCGUGAGCUCACUGAGCUCUGGGCCAUCACCGCAAACUUGAGGCACAAGGCGGUCUCAGCCCGGGCUUCUUUUUUUCAAAAAGAUGAGGAAGUUGGUUGGACGUAUGACUGUCAUGUUUCUUCAGGAGAUUCCUCGUUGGGUUGAUGCUUCGCAUCAUGGGUACGAGCUCUUCUCGAAGCUGGGCGAGGACUGCGGUAUAGCAGUCCCUGGGUGCUGGCACGAUCACAUCCACCGUAAAUCUUCUGGUCCCUUCUAUUGCAUGUUGCAGUGUGGUGGCAGCGGGUACGUAUGUUUACACUUGCCUACCGGGUCUGAUUCCCAAGUCUGCUGGGAAGAUACGAUGUCAUCUAUAGAGCGGCUCUGUGACGAAUGGGAACGUGCUUCUCCUUAGGUGAAGCGUUGGGUUCUCGGGGGAGAUCUUAAUCAUACUAUGUGUGGGUCUCUUCCCGGGCUCAGCGGUGAUUGGGCGGAGCCUCCUCACCCUGGUCAUUCUGUUGUUAGAGGUGCUCGUCUCACCAAGUUUUUCUACGCUCGCAACGUUGUUCUUCUCAAUACCUUUUCCUCUUGUGCAAAGCAGCUCCCUGAUGAGAUGUGGACUUGGUGCAACACGCGGGGCAGCAAAUCACAAAUCGAUUACAUUGCUAUUCCUGCUGUGCAUUGUUCAGGGCGCUGGGAAUGUUUGGAUCAUACACGCAAGAAAGCCCCGGAAGUGUUGCGCUCCGAUCGCAAGAUGGUCAGAGGCAAAAUCGUGUUCGACAGUUCGUACAUCAGCUAUCUGGCCAAGUCGUUCCCGCAGAAGGGCUGGGCACCCGAUAGCGAAGUUGCGCUGGGACUGUUCCAGCACAGGGUUGCUUCGGCCAACGCUCUGAUGCGCCAUCCUGUAAAGUUGCCCGCGUGUCGUAACGGCGCGGCCGCGGCGGAGCCCCGAGCGAUGCAAAAUCAGCCACGAUUUGUAUCACAGUCUACUCGUGAGUGCAAGUAUAUCGCAGAUUGGGAAUCGCUCAUUGGCGAGACCGCCAUGCUCAUUCCAGCCACGAAUGCUGGGCUGAGGCGGUGGCAGAACAGCCAGAGAUCUGAUAGGGAAAUACAUCUUCGCCAUAAGAUAAAGCUAGAUUUGAGAG
This is a messenger RNA of Prorocentrum cordatum, 2114 nucleotides long. The record is from the annotation of a GenBank genome assembly. Lineage: Eukaryota; Dinophyceae; Prorocentrales; Prorocentraceae.